AUGUCGAACAACUCGCCCUCAACACCCGUCAAGGUGCCCUCCAGCGCCGCAAACCACACACAGGCUACUUUGGACCAGGAUCUGCGCUCACAGAUCAAUACUGUUCUGCUACGCGACGGCCACGUUUCCAAAAUACAAGAUGCCCUCCUGCACGCUCUGAAUUCGCACUCUACAAACUGGCCCACCACGAUCCAAUCGCAUGCGCUCUCUCUUCUACGCUCUGGUGAAGUCGUCACCUUUCCAGCCCUUCUCAGUCGCGUCCUCGAAGAUGUCCGCCACGACUCGGCCCUCAACCCUGCAUCCUCGAGCUCCAACGGCAAUAGCGCUAAGACCGCGACCAACGGCGACGCUCCUAAGACCAACGGUGCCACGGAUGUUAAACCCAGUCUUGCUGUUCCAGAGUCCGUGGUCGAGGAAGCUCUUCGCGUCACCAGAGAGAGUUUGGAAGCGGUUUGCGAGAUCGAAGAGGAAGGAUCCGCCUAG
This is a messenger RNA of Fusarium coffeatum, 483 nucleotides long. RefSeq lists its product as uncharacterized. Bases 1 to 483 code for a protein of 160 amino acids. Lineage: Eukaryota; Fungi; Ascomycota; Sordariomycetes; Hypocreales; Nectriaceae. The transcript has 2 exons. The record is from RefSeq and is a predicted model, not a curated record.